AUAACUUCUUGUAAAUGACAGAUAUUGUUUAUUGUAUGAUAUGCAGUCAGUAAGUAGGUCGUGUCAGUACAAUUUAGGCACACAAUCUAAUUAAUGCUCGCUGUGUGACUGAAUAGUGGUUUAAAAUGUCGGCUUUAACAACUGUGUUAGGGAUUCUUUCUACAGCUUUUUUAACUUUCUUGUUCAUUAAAUGGGUCUUGCAAACUAAAGGAAAAAGGUAUCCAAGAGGACCAAUGGGGCUUCCGGUUGUUGGACAUUUACCGUUUUUUGGACGUCAUCCGCCAUCAACAUUCAUGAAAUGGUGGAAAUCGUAUGGGAAUGUCUUUUCGAUUAGGUUGGGGAGCUGGAAUACAGUUGUCGUAAAUGGCUACAAAGCGAUCAAGGUCGCGGCCGAACAUCCAAACGACACCUUUAGUGGAAAGCCGAACUUCGUUUCCACGGAGGUUUCAGCCGAACGUAUCCAUGAGGAUGUAUUUGCGUUUGGUAAUUUCUCGCCAGUGUAUCUAAAACAAAGAAAUCUAGCGUCAAAAGCUCUGCGUUUGUUUACGUCUAAAAGAAAAGACGUUAUUGAAGAAUUGGUUACAAACGAAGCUGUCGCAUUUGCGGACUCCCUGAUAAGAAAGUACAGUACAAACCCAGGUUAUAUAGAAAUCGAGGUUCAGACUCUAGUUGUACGGAUAAUUUACCAAUUUCUAUACGGGCGAGGGAAACAGGUUGAUGUUGACAGACACGUUGAAAUAAUCUAUAGAGAGAUCGAAGAAUUUAAUGAAUUUACCGGAAGUGGAAGUGCUAUAGAUGUGUUGCCAUGGCUACGAUAUAUCAUGCCCUGGAAAGUCGACGCGCUUCGGAAAAUUAUUGCCAAAGCAGAUGAUAUUAUGUGGAAACAAGUACAGGAACACUAUGAAUCGUUUUCUGCAGACCACAUUUGUUUAAACAGAAUUUAUUUUGCGAGAGGCUUUAUGAAAAUUACCCAGUAUGAAAUGGGCAUUGGUGCGGACACAACAAGCAUAACAUUGUUAUGGUUGAUACUCUACAUGACCAAAUUCCCACAGAUUCAAGAGCGCGUGUUUGCAGAGAUAAAUACCGUCAUUGGGAAAAGUCGGAAUGUUGAGCUGAAGGACAAGCCUAACCUUUUUGAGACGGCGAGAGAACUAUCAUCUGCAAAUAACCUUGAUACACUUACUAAAUCGUCAGCCUAUAUUAUUAACGUUCCAGUCAGUCACCUUUGGGCAAGAUCAAGAAAAAUACGUGCAAAUGUUUCGCUGGCAUUACAAACCAAAACAGGUACGUUAGUCCCACCUGUGGACACAGCGAGCAAAACAUUGUUAUGGUUGAUACUCUACAUGACAAAAUUCCCGCAGAUUCAAGAGCGCGUGUUUGCAGAGACAAAAACCGUCAUUGGGAAAAGUCGGAAUGUUGAGCUGAAGGACAAGCCUAACCUUGUAUACACGAAUGCUGUUAUUCUUGAAGUUAUGCGAAUUGUAACCCAGGUACCAUUUUCGCUUCCGCAUUUUUCAAUGACAAAUGCAAAAAUAGAGGGACUUGAUGUUGACACAGCCGUUCUUUUCAAUUUGUAUUCGAUACACCACGAGAAAGAGUUCUGGGGAGAUCCGGAAUAUUUCCGUCCGGAACGUUUUAUACUUGGUGACAAUACGUUAGAUUCAGAUAAAUGCAAUCACGUUCUUGCUUUCGGUCUCGGCAGGCGCCGUUGUGUUGGAGAAUUCCUCGCAAAAAUGAAUGUUUUUCUUGCGUUUUCCAUCGUCAUGCAAAGAUGCAAGUUUAUCAAACCACCAGGUGAACGCCUAGGUCUGUCUCCUUUACCACGUCUUGUGUACACGUGCAAAGAAUUUAAGGUGCUUGUACAGGAAAGAAAAUAA
This is a messenger RNA of Mercenaria mercenaria, 1877 nucleotides long. RefSeq names its product cytochrome P450 1A1-like. Gene Ontology annotation, molecular function: iron ion binding; heme binding; steroid 17-alpha-monooxygenase activity. The record is from RefSeq and is a predicted model, not a curated record. The transcript has 7 exons. Gene Ontology annotation, biological process: hormone biosynthetic process; progesterone metabolic process. Lineage: Eukaryota; Metazoa; Mollusca; Bivalvia; Venerida; Veneridae. Bases 126 to 1877 code for a protein of 583 amino acids.